AAGGAAAAAAAAACGCCUCGUAGAAUUCAAUAAGAGGAAUGGAAAUGAACGCAAUAUUAUCAUUAGACUCACCCAAUGCGAAUUCCGUGCGAUUCUCUCUCCAUGGAAACCGAGGCUUCGACGGUCAAGGAGGAGUUAUUUUGCGAUGAUUUUAUCGACUUCAAUUUUGGAGAAGGCGACGCGGCGAUUCGCACCGAGUUUUUGAAAGGAGGUUCGGCGGCGGUUUCUUUUUCUUCAGGCUUGGAGUUAUCAAAACUGCCGCCGGAUUUCGGUCAGUUUCCUGAAAUCGUCCAGGAAGAAUUAGAGUGGGUAUCAAACAAGGAAGCGUUUCCAGGCUUAGAUGAGGCAUUCUUUGGGAUAUUAUCCGAAAACCAAGAGCUAUCCAUAAAGAACAGCCCGGUAUCGGUGCUUGAAGACACCUACGAGAUGAUCGAAGACACCUACAAGAUUGUCAAGAGCUACUUCAAUAGCAUGAAACUCCCAUCGACUCAUCCUGUCCGGCCCCGGUCAAAGCGAACAAGGGAAAGGCGAGUCAUCUUUGACGAACUAGCCAUCCCACAACGCUCAUUGUCGAAUGAGACAUCAUCAUCGUUGGGAAAAACAGAAAAGACGGCCAGGCGGUGCUGGCACUGCCAAACGGACCAUACUCCACAGUGGCGAGCAGGCCCGAUGGGAGCCAAGACACUGUGUAAUGCUUGCGGAGUGCGAUACAAGUCGGGGCGGUUGCUGCCGGAAUAUCGGCCUGCCAACAGUCCGACUUUCUCGAGCUCGCUGCAUUCUAACUCGCACCGGAAAGUGGUGGAGAUGAGGAGACAAAAGCAGUUGCAGUUCUAUGAAUAAUUUUGUUGCUAGGGAUUUAGCAGUUUGGUGUCAAGUUUUCUUGUUCUUGUGUCUCUAAAGUUUUUCUUUUUCUUGGUUAAAUUAGAGGAUGUAACCACUGAUAUUUUUGAAGGUUGGACGAAUUUUAAGGGUUUGUUUUUUCUUUUAAAAAACUUUCUACA
Molecule: messenger RNA, 1001 nt
Organism: Andrographis paniculata
Lineage: Eukaryota; Viridiplantae; Streptophyta; Magnoliopsida; Lamiales; Acanthaceae
Product: GATA transcription factor 1-like
Exons: 2
Coding region: 76-840 (254 amino acids)
Biological process (GO): regulation of DNA-templated transcription
Molecular function (GO): zinc ion binding; sequence-specific DNA binding
Source: RefSeq, a predicted model, not a curated record